Molecule: messenger RNA, 2118 nt
Organism: Gymnogyps californianus (California condor)
Lineage: Eukaryota; Metazoa; Chordata; Aves; Accipitriformes; Cathartidae
Gene: MCCC2
Product: methylcrotonyl-CoA carboxylase subunit 2
Exons: 18
Coding region: 1-1800 (599 amino acids)
Biological process (GO): L-leucine catabolic process
Cellular component (GO): methylcrotonoyl-CoA carboxylase complex; mitochondrion
Molecular function (GO): methylcrotonoyl-CoA carboxylase activity
Source: RefSeq, a predicted model, not a curated record
AUGCUGCUAGGCCGCGGGCGGUUGCUGGGGCCCUGGCGGCUGCUGCGCCGCGCGGCCGCCGCCCCGCCCGCCCGCGCCUACCGCGGCGAGGCGGUGGCGGCGGUGGGCUCGCGGCCCGACGCGGGCUCCGCGCUCUAUCAGGAAAACUAUGAACGAAUGAAAGCACUGGUAACCGAACUCCGAGAGCAAGCAGAAAAAAUCAGAUUGGGAGGUGGAGAAAAAGCUCGUAAGCGUCACACAUCAAGAGGAAAGCUCUUACCCAGAGAGAGAAUUGACAGACUUAUUGAUCCUGGGUCUCCGUUCUUGGAGUUCUCCCAGUUUGCAGGUUACCAGUUGUAUGGUAAUGAAGAGGUACCGGCAGGAGGCAUUAUCACAGGCAUUGGACGAGUAUCUGGGUUGGAAUGCUUGAUUGUUGCUAAUGAUGCAACUGUCAAAGGUGGUACCUAUUAUCCCAUCACUGUUAAGAAACAUUUACGUGCUCAAGAAAUUGCAAUGCAAAAUCAUCUCCCUUGCCUAUAUUUGGUUGAUUCAGGAGGAGCAAAUUUACCUCGGCAAGCAGAAGUAUUUCCAGAUCGAGAUCAUUUUGGCCGUAUUUUCUAUAAUCAAGCAGUCAUGUCCUCACAAGGAAUUCCACAGAUAGCAGUAGUAAUGGGAUCCUGUACAGCAGGAGGAGCAUACGUACCUGCGAUGGCUGAUGAAAGUAUUAUUGUUGGCAAACAGGGAACAAUAUUCUUGGGAGGGCCACCACUGGUUAAAGCAGCAACAGGUGAAGAGGUAUCAGCAGAGGAUCUUGGAGGGGCAGAUCUUCAUUGCAGAAAAUCUGGUGUAACAGAUCAUUAUGCUUUGGAUGACAAUCAUGCACUUCAUCUAGCAAGGAAAGCUGUAAGAAGUUUAAAUCUCCAAAAGAAAGUAGACGUGACUAUAGAACCAUCAGAAGAGCCUUUAUUUCCUGCUGAUGAAAUAUACGGUAUAGUUGGUGACCAGCUAAAAAGAAACUUUGAUAUCAAAGAGGUCAUUGCUAGAAUUGUAGAUGGAAGUAAAUUUGAUGAAUUCAAAGCCUUGUAUGGGGAUACCUUGAUUACAGGAUUUGCAAGAAUAUUUGGUUAUCCGGUAGGAAUUAUUGGAAACAAUGGAGUUCUUUUCUCAGAGUCAGCAAAAAAGUUGACUUUGGAUGAAGCAGUAGUAGUACAGCACUUCAUGAUGCAAAUACUCCCAUGGACUUUGGUGGAAGGAGACUUCACAGACUUUAGAGUGAUGGGUACACAUUUUAUCCAGUUGUGUUGCCAGAGAAAUACUCCCAUUGUGUUUUUGCAGAAUAUUACAGGUUUCAUGGUUGGUAGAGAAUAUGAAGCUGGAGGGAUAGCAAAAGAUGGUGCCAAGAUGGUAACUGCUGUAGCUUGUGCCAAUGUACCUAAAAUAACAGUGAUUAUCGGUGGUUCUUACGGAGCUGGAAACUAUGGGAUGUGUGGAAGAGCAUACAGUCCAAGAUUUCUUUAUGUGUGGCCAAAUGCUCGCAUAUCCGUGAUGGGAGGGGAACAAGCUGCAACUGUUCUAGCUACAAUAGCUAAGGACCAAAAGGCAAGGGAGGGAAAACAGUUAUCUGAGGCAGAUGAAGCAGCUUUGAAGGAGCCAAUCAUUAGGAGGUUCGAGGAGGAAGGAAACCCUUAUUAUUCCAGUGCAAGAUUAUGGGAUGAUGGAAUUAUUGAUCCAGCUGACACAAGACUGGUUUUGGGCCUCAGUCUCAGCGCAGCAUUAAAUGCACCUACGAAGAAGACAGAAUUUGGGGUUUUCAGGAUGUAAACUUAAACGUAUGGUCAUCAGAAUUAGCUCUGUAUAUUUUAAUUGGGGCUGGAGAGCAAACUAACUACAAUGUUGAGGUGAUUAAAAAAUAAAGAUUUGUACAAUGCUGUUUUUAAUGGAAAUGUCGUAAUUAUUUAUUUUCACUGGGUAAUCAUCCCACAGUGCUUCAGUGUUUUGAUAGUGGUUUGAGGUCGGUCACUUAUAGUGCUUGUAUAACACCACAUUGCAUGAAUAAACUGCAACUUCUAGCAUUAUGUUUAAUGUUUGACAAGAAACCAUUGAUAUUAUCUCUUAUAUAAAUAAAUCUGCAAAAUAAGC